AUGACCCUGCUCUGGCCGGGCCUCGCUGCAGCCUGGGGCGGGCUGAUGGAGAAAGGGACGUUUACUGACCCCCCCCAGCCCUGCCGCCUCCUCGCGGCGGGGCCCGUUCGGGUUCGUCCCUCUGCAGGGGCCGGUGCUGAACCCGCCCCGACCGCGAACGGGCAGCAGCCGCGGGCGGCCCCUGGCCUUUGUCCGGCGGGCCCCUGCGCGGCCGGGGGCUGCGGCGCGCGGGCUCGGCCCGGCCCCGGCCGCUCCCGGGACCCCGCCCGGGGCCGGGACCCCCCGAGCUCCGCCCGCCCCACGUGGCUCGGAGGCGGGGCCGCUCCCCGCGCAGCCGGCGGUCUCCGGAGCCGGCCGGCCCGUGCGCGCCGCCAGGCCCGGCUGGGCGCCCUGCGCCCCCCGCCCUGCGCGUGCCCGCUGCUGCUGCUGGGCGCCGCGCUGGCCGCCUGCGCCUUGCACUACCUGGGCGCGGGGCGCGAGAACCUUCUCCGGCCGCCGGCGCGCCGCCCUGCGCGCCACGCCGCCCCCGCGGCCCGCUUCCACCUGCUCCUGAUGUUCACCAAGGCGGCGCGCAGCCCCGCGCUGCAGGCCCGCGGCCAGGCUGCGCUGCGCUCCCUGCUGCGCCACGCGCGCUUCCAGCCCGGCCAGGUCCUGCACCUGCACUUCGUGAGCGAGCCGCCCAGCCGCCACAUCGCCCAGGGCCUGCUGCGCCCGCUGCUGCCGGGCUCCCCUUCCAGUUUGCCAGUUAGCGCCGGGGCGCGGGUCGCGGGGGGGCACCGGGCACUGAGGCUGUACGGGGCGCUGGGGGCACCGGGCACUGAGGCUGUACGGGGCGCGGGGGGGCACCGGGCGCUGAGGCUACAGCUCUUGGUUGAGGACCUGGUCUGUAUGGGAACUGGUGGCCUGAAAAGAGGGUGUGUCCCAUUCCUGGGCCUUGAUCCUUGCAGAGCCCAUGUGACAGGUGCGUGGCUGCGUUCCAGCUCCCGGGAGACAGCGUCACAAUCAGGCUGCCCUUCGCUGGUUUUUUGCUGUCCCAAAUGCAAGCAAAAGAAGCUUAAUCAUGUUACAAAGAUGAUUGUGCCGGUAAUAUUCCAUGAUGUGGACGUGCUGACAGAACAGCUGUUCCCAGUGGUUGAGGCCAUGCAGAAACACUUCAGUGCUGGGUCCGGGGCCUACUACAGCGACUCCAUCUUCUUCCUGUCCGUGGCCAUGCACCGCAUCAUGCCCACAGAGAUAGAACGGAUAAUCCAGCUGGACUUGGACCUGAAGUACAAGACCAACAUCCGAGAGCUGUUUGAGGAGUUUGACCAUUUCCUGCAAGGAGCCGUCAUUGGGAUAGCCAGAGAGAUGCAGCCUGUCUACAGGCACAGAACAAAAGGGAGGAAAGCGAGGCUUUGAACUGCCUGAAGGGUCCUGCUGGAGUGCUGAGUGUACGGGCUGGGAAUAUAUUGACUUGCACGUUGUGUAGAUAUGGGUUUCCCACAUGUGCUGGAGGCUACUGCUCGUGCUGGUGCUGAUUUCAGUUGCAGUUGAUGAUUUUUGUACUGAAAAAUGUCCUUUGCUCUAAGACAUAUUUGUACGAAUGCUGGAGACUACACACUGAUAAAACUCUCAAUAACCCUGCUUUGCAAGCUCGACCCAGGUGGAGAAUUCAGGAGUUUGAGCCACAGCCUGCUCCAGCAGAGCCAAAAAUGUUUCCAGUCACAGUCACAAGGCCUGGCAGGGGCAAGCAAACUGCAUUUCCAGUGUCUUUGUGUUGGUUUCUCUCCGCUGUUGCCAGGUGAAAGAGUCACAUAACCAAUGGGGAGCCUGGCUGGGAAGCUAGUGACUCCAAGGAGCCCCUGACUGACCCUACACACCAUGUAGAAAUCGACAAAGGAGAAUAGAGAGAGAAACCCUUUUCCCUUUUCUCUAUCCCUGACACAGCAUCUGGGAUCACUAGAGCUAGAGACAUUCUCAUGUCUUCAGACACCAGUAUGAUCUUUUUAAAUACGUGUAACCGCUUCUGAGAGUGCUGGGAUUUCUUUAACGAAAUGUCACUGCUUCCUGUGAGAGUCACUAGCCUGGACUUGGCCUGGUUGCUAAAACACAAUAAUCCUCUUGAAGAGUUUUUCUGUGAGAAACUUCUUCCAUCUCCAAGCUGUACCUUGGCUUCACAUCGUGAGUCCUCUUGCAACAUGAGCUCAGUGGGAUCAUGGAUCUGGAUGCACACGCUAAUGAACUCCUCACAAAGUAAUUGUCCAACCUGGGUGUCUCUUGGCACCGUUGAGUCACUUGUGCUCAGCAGGAAGGCCAGAUAGAGCCAGUGCAGAGUGAGGUCCCGUUUCCUUUUCAGAGACAGAAAUGUGGGUCAGGUCAGGCCACCAGCGAGGUGUAGGAAAUGGAUGUUUUCGCUUCCUUGACUGAGCCAGGCUGGUGGAUAACGAGGGGCUGGGGUUUUCCAGGGCUCUCGCCCUUCACCACUGCAAAUCCCAGUGGCUGGGAAGUGGAGUUAACAGAGCUCUGGCAUCCCCCAUCACAGCCAGGGCUGAGUGUGCACCCACUAGGCCCAGAGCUUCACGGAGCUCCCCCUUGGCACCUCAGUAAGUAGCCUCGUUUUUCAGAAGAGCCUGGUGUGUUGGGAGCUGAGCCAUUCCAUCAGCUUGGUCUCGCGUGAUCAGGGUGACGUGGCCCCGGAGCCUCAAGUGAGCUCCAAGCUGCACAGCAUCCAUGGUGAUGCACGACCAUCCAAUGCAACGGGAACCUGAUCCAUUGUUUUAAAGGAGUUGAAGGUAGGUUAGGGUCUUUCCCUGUCCCUGCAGCCACGCCCGCCCACCACUCCCCCUCCUGCCAGGUUCACGGGGGUUACAAACUCUUACAUAAAACCAAACCCCGCCUAUGCUGCUGUGCGAAAGAGCCACACAGACUGGGAGCCUGGCUGGCUGCUCGGGGACACAGUGGCACCAUUGUGCACAAGGGGCUGUCCUGGGCACAGAGUAACCGAACUGCCAGCCCAAGGGAUGUGUCUCUGCCUCUCUCACCUCUAGUGACCAUACACAAGGCCUGUAACGAUGGCAGGGAAGAAAUGCUUCAGACAGUGGCUUUGAAUUUGACGAUGCCCCACAACUUCACCCCAGCUUUGGGGACAGAUGAGCCUAAAACACAAACCAUAAAGAUGGUGGUGUGAGGGCAAUGCCAGGCUCCUUCGUGUGCAGAGAGAAAGUUGUUAUUGAAGAGAGGUGCAAGGGAGUGAUCUGAGCGCAGACCAGGGAGCUGGAGCAAGGCUGGCAGACCAAGUGCCAGCUCAUGCCAAGGUCCCCAGGUCCCAACUGAGCACUGACACACCCACAGCUCGAACCGGACUGGCUCAUCUGGGUGCUAUGGGUUUAGUGUUUAGACUGUAUUAAAUGCUUGUGAGUUGCUGCCUGCAUUAAUCGCGCACAUUACCAUGUAACAUGGGAUGCAGAUAUUCUAUUUAAGCAUUGGUACAGUAAGCCCCUGUGGCUGCGUAAUCACCAGACAGGGGAGAGACAUUAACUGGUGUAAAGUGCUGCUCUCCAACAGAAGGAGACCAUCCUGGCCAACGAGGAAGGCCCAUUGACACCAGACGGGCUAGUGUGGGACAUUAAAGAGGAUAAAAGACUUUGUUGCUCUGCUCUUCCCCCACCCCAAUGAAGAUGAGUCUCUCAAGUGGCUUCCUCCCAUCAGCUGAGGUCACAGCUCAGGGCACAUGGGGGAUGGGAAUAAAAUUCCCUAAGAAGAAGGACUGGACUCUGGGGGCCAGGUUUCUAGGCACAAGCAAGAGAACCCCAGUGCUUAGCUUGGGUUAGCCCUAAAGGACAUAUAGAGCUUGCUUUUUAUAGAAGCUUCUAGUACCUUUUGAAACUUAAGAUGGUAGCUUAUUUGUGUAUGUACAUUUACCUGCUUUAAC
Molecule: messenger RNA, 3910 nt
Organism: Dermochelys coriacea (leatherback sea turtle)
Lineage: Eukaryota; Metazoa; Chordata; Testudines; Dermochelyidae
Gene: XXYLT1
Product: xyloside xylosyltransferase 1
Molecular function (GO): UDP-xylosyltransferase activity
Source: RefSeq, a predicted model, not a curated record